AUGGGGGAUUGCAGGCCUUUGGGUUUCUUGAUUGGAUUGCCUUUUGCUCUUGUUGCUUUGGUUUUGUCUCUCGUCGGUGCUGUUGUUUGGGUGAUCGGGACUGUGCUGAGUUGCAUCUGCCCUUGUUGCAUUUGUUGUGCUGGACUCGCAAAUCUCGCCGUGAGUCUCGUGAAGCUUCCCAUAAAAAUCAUUCAAUGGUUUACUGAUUCGAUUCCUUGUUGA
Messenger RNA from Dovyalis caffra, 222 nucleotides. The record is from the annotation of a GenBank genome assembly. Lineage: Eukaryota; Viridiplantae; Streptophyta; Magnoliopsida; Malpighiales; Salicaceae.